GCUGAUCGGUCCAAAUUACCUCUGAGCGCACAAGAACAACGACGAGCCAUCAGGUAUCAAGAUGAAGUAAAUCCUACGCAUGUUCGUCCUAACGAUCAUUGAGUACUAAACUAUGACCAAACUUACUUACAUAAAAAGAACAAAAGUGCGCAUCAGCGUCGCACCGUCACAUGGAAGAUGUACUUCUUGUUUCAAUGCGCCACCUCCACGAUAGUAACUUUCCAUAGGCCUUUUGACAGGUUGGAGAGCCACGGCUGCUUUCAAGAAUUUAGUUUGGAAAAAUAACAACAGUAGAACUUCAGCUCGUCAAUUCCAUAGAUUUUCACAUUUACUUUUUUAAUUUUCCGAUGAAAUAAUAUCCGUCACGCUCACGACCGUCUACAAAGAACUAGAACGCUGGAUUCAUCAAACCCGUGUUGUGGUGGCCUUGAGGUGAAUUGUCCGCACUAGAAGUGAUCUCGAGCAGAAUUUGACCAUGGACACCGGCACGAAGCAGUUUUUCCUCGAGAGGAAAGAGGAGGACCCGGAAAACGGAAAAUGCUGCGACUGCGGCGCACCGCACCCGCAAUGGGCUUCUGUGAACCUCGGCUGCUACUUCUGCCUCCUGUGCUCAGGUAUGAAAACAUGUAGAAACAGGAAGUUCGACUUUUUGCUCAGGUGUCGAGGCUAUGAGUGAUGUACUUGGACCUGCUCUUUCGUUGUACGAGGAUAAAUCAAUGCAAACGAACCUAUCACCAGAACGAAGCACAUCAAUCUCUAUCAAACUUGUUUAAAAUCCCGUAAAACAGGGCAGCACCGGGGCCUUGGUGUGCACAUCAGUUUCGUCCGCUCAAUAACGAUGGACACCUGGAGCGACAAACAGAAAGGUACUUAUUUUGAAUUUUCAUAUCGGAUUUUCACGACUUUUGAGAAAAAAACACGGCUGUUUUCUCAUGCUCGACGACUGUGCAGACGCAGAGCGCAACUACAAAAUCAUCCAAUGUCCUCCUCACCCCAGCCUCCAUGCAGAAGGGCGGUAACGCGCGUUUGAAAAAGGCCCUGGAAGACAACGGGGUCUCGGCCAGCGGCAAGAUCAACGAGAAAUACAACACCAAAGCCGCGGAGUGGUACCGGCAGACGCUGCGCGCCGAGGUCAUGGGCGAGCCGCUACCCCCCCUUUUGGCUCCCGGGACCGGACCGCUGCCGGCCUUCGAAGCGCCAGCGGCGUCCACUGCAGCGGCGACCGGGUCGAUUACGUCGAACGGCGGGGGAUCGUCGUCGUCCAGUUCUUAUGGAUUGCAAAUAUGUCUGGGUCUGGAAGGUUGGUGGAACUUGUGAUGCUAGCUCUGGACUCUGAAAAAAUCUGUAUUGCAUGACCAGCAAGAGGAGGCUAGUUUGUGCUACGCGGGGAGGGCGUUUGUCAUGCGGAGUAGGCAUCGAGAAGCCCUCUAAAAAUCUGUGAUGCUAGGUCGUGCAUUACAGACAUCCUGGGUCAUGCAAAAUAUGCAUGACAGACAAACCCAGCAACAUUCCAGACCCAGACACUUUUGCAUUUGAUAGUUCUUCCGGGGGCAUGACCGGCUUCGGCUCCGCGCCACCGCCGCAGCAGGAUCGGGGAGGUAUAAAUUUUAUGUGGUUCAGAUAAUUAUGAUCUGAUGUCGGGAAGCAGCAACAUGGUGCGCGCAAUCUUGAAGUUUUUUUGUAAAUCGAGAAAUGCCGCAGCCGCCUCGAUCCAAAAUGAGGCUCCCUGAAUAGCUUUAGCUUUCUCAAAACAAAAACCAAAUGACCGACCCUCCCUCCAGGCAACAACGGCGACGACCUGUUCGGCGCUGCAGCGGCGAGCUUGUGGGGCUUCGCGGGCACCGCCGCGGCCUUCGCGUCCAAGGCGAAGGACGCGGCCGUUGAGAAGGCAAAGCAGAUCGAGAUCCCGCAGGACAGCCAGAGCUUCAUGCAGAGCGUCGGAACCACGGUAUUGGUUUAUCUGGAAGAUGCGCGUGUAAUUUUCCCGAUGUUGAAAAACUCUUCCGGCAACCACCACCAGCUGCCCGCGCCCCGCACAGAUGCCCCGAUUGAUACGCUUAUUGCGCCCGCGAGAAAGCGCUGACACGCUGCUGCUGCUGCGCCUCUGAGCAAGUACUCGUCCGAGGCAUCUUCACAUACAACCUAGUGGGCACUCGUUGGUUACGGUUUUCGUGUGGUUUGUGCGACGAUUUCCUUUUGUUGCCAAUGUCGUUUCAUCCGCCCGCCCUGCAAUUUGCGCGCGCCGCCGCCCCGCUUCUACGGUUUUUUGUGUUUUUUGUGUGAUGCAUUUGAAAGACCACCAGUCCCAGCCGAGCGUGGUAAAAAAGCGCUUCUGUGGACGAAGAUUCAAUAUAUUGUGUACAAUUAGAACUUGAAAAUUUUUCAAUCAUACCCCAACGACCACAAGUCCAAAACAACUCCGCACGACAGAUGAACGCCGGUCUGAACAAGGCCAAGGAGCUGUCUGCAAAGACCUACGAAACGGUGACCGACGAGCAAUUUCUGGAAAAGGUAAAAGCAAAAACCGCCGAGACCGUGGAAAAAUCGAAGGAAUUGGCGGCGCAAAGCUACGAGAAAUCGAGGGAGUACGCGGAAUACGCACAGGUCAUCGUGAAAGAAAAGCUGGACGAGAAUGGCUUCCCAAUCUCCGGCACCAACGGCGCAAUGAACCACGGCAUGGGGAGCAGCGGUUCCAGCUACAAUCCAGGAAGUGGCGGUGGUUCGUCAAAUUUUGCCGGUAGUAGUACAACGACCUACGGCAACAUGCCGCCGCCCGCGAGUCAGAACCUCCCGGACCCCCAUUCCGCCGGAAACACCAGCGGGGACGCGUUUGGAAGUUUGGCCGACGACCUGGACUUUUUGAACACAGGGAUGGCUGCAAACUCAACAUCAUCUGCAGCGCCGAUAAAUACCACAAUACCAGUGACAACGACGAGCGCAGGAACAAUGGCCCAACAGCCCCCGCCUCCAGCGCCGGUGCAACUUGGACAGGGCGGUACUAGCGUGAACCUGCUCGGAGAUGCUGCACCCGGUUCCAACGGUGUAGUAGCGGCGAGUAAACUGGACCCCGCAAUCUCGUCCGGUGGGAAUGGCGACGCGAAAAAGCCCGGCGAUGACUGGUUAGAUGAUUUUGCGGAUUUUUAGCGACAGAACGUGUCUUUAUUUGUAUAGCGCCUGAGUAUGAUGUUGCAACACGUGGUCAUGCCGCUUGAGCCCGUUGCAACACGUGGUCAUGCUUUCAUUCUACCCAACGACGCGACACCCCCCAGCACUGGAGAUGAAGUACCCUUUUCCCAAUUGCGACCAGCAUUGGACCACCCUUUCCCCAGUGUAGUACCGGAAGAACAGCAACGACCGAAGAUAGAGACAAACAGUUUUUGAAAGAAAAAGAUGGCUUCGCAGCAGUACUCCAAAAAUGGCAAUGCGGCUGCCGUGGCAAACGAGAACUCUCAGCUAUU
Molecule: messenger RNA, 3458 nt
Organism: Amoebophrya sp. A120
Lineage: Eukaryota; Dinophyceae; Syndiniales; Amoebophryaceae
Source: the annotation of a GenBank genome assembly